Messenger RNA from Pseudo-nitzschia multistriata, 2002 nucleotides. The record is from the annotation of a GenBank genome assembly. NCBI's taxonomy places the organism in Eukaryota, Bacillariophyta, Bacillariophyceae, Bacillariales, Bacillariaceae.
GUAACCACUAGAAGCUCCAUAGGGCAAUUGUCACAGUAGCAAAAGAAAACAACCCAAACCAACGAAGAAGGUUAGGAAAUAACGAACAAUUCAAAUAAAUACUCUGCUCUACGCACUCUAUUUUGCACCGUACUUCGACAGAUCAGAAAACACAGUAAAAAUGAGCGUCAACGAUGAUCUGCUCGUCGACGGCUCGAUAGAGGGGGACCUGAUGGCGGCAAUGAACGCGGCUCUGGCAGAAAGCGGCGAUGACAACAACUCGAACUCCAACUCGAACCACGGGAGCGCCUUCUUUUCGGAGACCGACACGGCUUCGAUGCGUUCCAUCGACGUCAUGGGGGAAGCCAUGGGUCUGCUGAUGUCGGGGGAAAAUGACUACGAAAACGACUACGAGAGUGAACCCACCAACGGCAACAUGAAUAUGGACGGCAAGGAGAUAAGAAUCGACUCGGGGAACAACAACUACGGUGGAGUCGGGGGCGAUAUUGACGACGAAGAGGAAAUCAAUUUCGACGAUUUCAUGGCAGGCAGCAAGGGAUCMGGCGACAACAACGACGGCAAGAGCAUGGACCAAGACAUUUACGCAAUCGACGGCGGGGACCAACCACAAGGGGGGGAGAGCAAGGACGACGAUGCCGGUGCCCCUGGCGCGGAGAGUUCCAACGCAACCACCGAAACGGCAGCGAGCAAGGAGCCACCACCGGCAGGACUAGCCGCCGACGUCGUGCCGCUGAAGCAGUUCGAGAACGCCCUGGCCCUCAUCCAGGACCUCGAGAACCGGAUCCAGGUCCUGGAAACCGACCACCAGUGCCUCACCGAGGAGAACAUGGUUCUGAGGGAACAAACCCUGAGCCAGGCCACCGUCCUGGCGGACCUCGAGGCAAAGCUGGCCGCCUUCCCGAAACUCCUAGAGGAAACCGCCCGGGAGGAGGCCCAGGUGGCGGCCGCCAAGGCCGAGAUCGAGACCAAGUUCAUCUUCUGGAAAAAGGACAUGGACCGGCAGGAGCAGGAGCUGGAGGAGGAAAAGCUCAAGCGAACGAGGAAGCACUACUCGGCGACGACGGACUCGCUCAAGCAGUCGGACUUUCUGAAGGACGUCGUGGAGCGGAAGGAGCAGGAGAACGACGACGGCCACCACCAAGAAAAACCAAACGGGCCCCUCGCAUUCCUGCGCGGCUGGGGAAAUCGAAACAACAAGAAACACAGCAACAGCAAAGCCAACGGGGACAAGAACGAUGCCGUGCCCAGCGGCGAGAGCGAUGCAUCCACUGGGGGUGGUGCCUCUGCCAAUGGUGGCAGCAGCGGCAGCAAGGACCACGGCAGCGAAUCCACAAUAGAGACAUCUAAAGGGGACUUCAACAUCAACAUUACACUUUCCACCUCCAGGAGUGGGGACGACCUCCCCGAUAUGCCGGAACAAAGAAACGGAAAGAUCCGUCCCUCGCUACCGAGUAACGAGGAAGACGACGAAACCGAGGUGAACAGCAGCAACGCUAUCAAAGGAAACCACGGUCACGACGAAAAACUGCUGGACCUGCUGACGUAACGCAGCCGCAACAACGUCGCGGCAAGAUACCUCCGUUUCUGAUUGCUCCUUCCUUCGUCCAACCACUCACAACAGCAAAGCCAAUCCGAAAGGUACCUGAAGAUUACGAUGCGGAAUUGUUUUCCUUUCGUGGACUUUCUAAACUGCCAUUCGCCGGGAAAUUUGGAAGGAACGGCAUGGUCUGAUCUUGCCAAUAGGAUACUCCAAUGACACAAGGGAAAAACAACCCACUCAUCACACCGCACCAGACCGUAACGAUCGAUAGUGCUAUCUGCUCCAUCUAAGGUCCGAUUGAGCUAACCAUUCACAAAUAUUAUUCGGGGCGGAGCUCGUCUGUGGUUUGCAUCGUAACACCGGUCCUUAAAACACAACACACCAAACCACUUUCAACGGAACAAAGGGAUUGACUGAGGCAGUUUUCUUAAACUAUAGACAUAAUAAAAUAGCAGUUGCCUA